Camellia sinensis is the source of this 717-nucleotide messenger RNA. The record is from RefSeq and is a predicted model, not a curated record. NCBI's taxonomy places the organism in Eukaryota, Viridiplantae, Streptophyta, Magnoliopsida, Ericales, Theaceae.
GUUUUGCAUUUGUAUCUUGAACAUUAUCCACCUUGACAGUUACUUUGGUAGCUUUGGAGUUAGUGGUGCUAUACCUUCAAUGUUUGCUGCUCUACGAAAUCUGCAGACAGUGUGGGCUUCAGACAAUGAACUCACUGGUAGCAUACCUGAAUUCAUUGGGAAUUGGUCAAAGCUUAAAAGCUUGAGAUUUCAGGGAAACUCCUUUGGAGGUCCAAUACCAACAACAUUUUCCAACUUAACCUUGAUGGAGGACUUAAGGAUAAGUGAUUUAUCUAAUGGAAGUUCUUCAUUGGCGUUUCUUAAGGAUAUGAAGUCUUUGAAUCUCUUAAUUCUGAGGAAUAACAAUAUUUCUGGAUCUAUCUCAUCCAAUAUUGGAGAUUAUCAAAGAUUGUUACAACUGUAAGUUAUUGCUAUAAAUUUCAGGUCAGCUCCCAUAUACUUCAACCUGAAAUUUUGCCAGUUUAGAGCCAGAUGGGGGAAGAUGGAGUCAAAACCAGACAGCCAACUCUAUGAAGCAAAUACUUUUACUGUAUUUACGUUAUUAUAUAAUGAAUUUAAUUGACCAUGGUUUGUAUAAUUUUUCAGGGAUUUUAGCUUCAACAAAUUAACUGAACAGAUUCUUGAUUCGCUGUUCAAUUUGAGCUCUCUUGUAAUAAACAUCUUGUGUUGUAUUAUUUUAGAAUCUUUCCAACAAAUACUGUUUAUUGCUUGAACUAA